This is a messenger RNA of Schistosoma mattheei, 402 nucleotides long. NCBI's taxonomy places the organism in Eukaryota, Metazoa, Platyhelminthes, Trematoda, Strigeidida, Schistosomatidae. The record is from the annotation of a GenBank genome assembly.
AUGAAGUCAAAAGACUCUUCUGCAUUUGAACAUGUAUUCGUUGGUGAACAUAAAAAUCUUGAUGUAAUUGGAUUACAUAAUUGGAUUCAAUUUUAUUUAAAAGAAAAGAAAAAUCAAUUAAACUUUUUUGGAUGGACUAGAAGAUUUUGUAAAGAUCAACUUAUCACUGUAACAUAUGUCAAUGAAAAUAAAUAUAAAAAGCCAAUUGGAAGUGUUUUUGUUGGAUCAUCUCCAGAAUUCGAUAUUGCUGUUUAUACGGUUGCUUUUACAUUACAUCCUACAUCUGUAUUUGACGUGAAUAUCGCUGGAUGUAAAGUACGUAUAACAUGUCAUGAAUUAUCUCCCUCUGAAAUGGGUACAUGUUAUAUGGGGUAAACAAUAUAUGUAUCUGAAUAAACAUUU